Molecule: messenger RNA, 1349 nt
Organism: Cydia amplana
Lineage: Eukaryota; Metazoa; Arthropoda; Insecta; Lepidoptera; Tortricidae
Product: antichymotrypsin-2-like
Exons: 8
Coding region: 1-1329 (442 amino acids)
Molecular function (GO): serine-type endopeptidase inhibitor activity
Source: RefSeq, a predicted model, not a curated record
AUGAAUUCCGACAAGGUUCACGUUGACGCACCGCGCACGAUGGGCGUGGUAUUCAAAGGAUUAACAUUAAAAAAAUGGUUACAUUUUACAGGAACCGUUGUUACGACCACCAACACUCCUGUGACCAUAGAAACACCAACCAGUGAGAAGCCAACUACAACUGCGAAGCCAACUACCGGUUCUAGUGGCAGCGAUGCUGUAGCUAGCCUAAAAACUGGUGUCACUAACUUUAAUGGCGAAUUCCUUUAUGAACGAUUGAAUGCUGAGCCGAGUAAGAAUCUUAUUACGUCGCCAUAUUCGGUGUUCACCCCGCUAGUCCAACUUGUGCUGCACACUACCGGAGCCUCCCUUAAAGAACUUUUAACAAUACUCAAUGUUUCCACCAAAGAACAGAUCCGUUCUGCAUUCCCCAGUUUGGCUUCUUCCUUCGAAGGCCAAACCAGUGUCAACUUCUCCACAGCCGCCAAAGUAUACUCUGAUCUGAAAUACCCAUUGAGUGACGGUUUUAAGAAAGACUCUGUCGACGUUGUACACGCCGACGCCCAAGAAUUCGACUUUAGUAAGAAUACUGAAGCUGCGAGUACUUUCAAUUCUUGGGUUGAAAGCGAAACGAACAAUCGUAUCCAUGAUUUAAUCCAGCCUUCUGAUCUGUCGGCUUUAACGCGACUUGUGUUGGUCAAUGCUAUUUAUUUCAAGGGUGAAUGGCAUUAUGCUUUCAACAAAAAUAACACCAUCAAGGACGCAGAUUUCUACUUGAGCGACGGAACGACUAAAAAGACUAAUCUGAUGUACCAGGAGCGACAAUUCAAUUACGGAGCAGUUCCUGAACUCAACUGCACGGUCCUUCAAAUGUUCUACAAAGGCGAUAACUUCAGCAUGGUCGUCGUCUUGCCAAACGAGAAAAAUGGCCUUCUUCAAGUCGCUAAGAGCCUGCAACUUCAACCAAACUUCGAGAAAGUCAUGGGAAGCUUGAGCAGCCAGAAAGUAAAGGUUUACCUGCCGCCAUUCACAAUUGAAACGACAACCGAUCUUUCGGAUAUUCUUAAAAAGUUGGGCGUCACCAAGAUAUUCGAUACGAAGGACUCUGGACUGUCAGGAUUAUUGAAGACCCCAGAGAACACCUAUGUGUCGAAGGCCAUCCAGAAGGCGUUCAUUGAAGUCAACGAGGAAGGAUCCGAAGCUGCUGCUGCUAAUGCUGUGAUAGUGAAUACUUUAUCCGCAGUUCAACCGAUUAGGCAGUUGAUAUUCAGAGCCGAUCGCAGUUUCCUUUAUUACGUACUUGUAAAGGACGCUCCUAUAUUUUGUGGAUCAGUGGUCGAUCCCGAGUAGGACUUGAGGUGAUUUACUGG